UUUUAAUUCAGGGUUAUAUAUCAUAAGCUAGUGUAUAAUACCAAUUUGUGUAAAUAAACACGUGACGUACCUGAUUAUUUGUUGACUUGGAAGACCAAAGACUCGUCAGUGUGUCGUGUUAAUGUAGUGUAAUAUUGUGCGAGACAAAUAUGAUACAUUCUGCGGGUGAGGAAACUGUCACUGUAUGUGAAGCAAGCGUGCACUGUGUCCGUGUGAAGCAAGCGUGCACUGUGUCCGUGUGAAGCAAGCGUGCACUGUGUACGUGUGAAGCAAGCGUGCACUGUGUACGUGUGAAGCAAGCGUGCACUGUGUACGUGUGAAGCAAGCGUGCACUGUGUACGUGUGAAGCAAGCGUGCACUGUGUACGUGUGAAGCAAGCGUGCACUGUGUACGUGUGAAGCAAGCGUGCACUGGGUACGUGUGAAGCAAGUUUGCUCCGUGUACGUGUGAAACAAACGUGUGUUUUAUAUAACAAUAACACAAGUGAAGAUGAUAACAAUGCAAACAAUGAUCCACCGUCAGGAGGGCGGGGCGCCUCUCAGGAAGCCAGACAAAACCGUCAGGCCUAAUUCCAGCGGAAGUGUCAAGGGAAAAGGUAAACGUAAGGGCAAUAAGAAGAAGAAGGACGCUGCUGCGGGUGGAGACGACGCUAUCGGAGAGAUUUUCAUGGACGUGACCCAUCCUGGGGGCGACAAAGGUGUGGGCGAGUCCCGAGCAGUCGUAGCUCGCGAGUGGCUCUUGCUGAAGAACACGGAGAUGCAGGCGAUCCACCCGAUCAAGGCAGGUGAACGAGGCAUUUCAGGCAGCAGUCGCGCACGUGAAGAACCCGCACAUACUCCCAGUCUCGUCCCUGUCAGAAAAAAAGACGCCCGUCCUGCAAAGAACAACAAAACAAGAGACGCUAAUGGUAAUGUCAGAAUACUAAAGGAACCGCGUCCAAGUAUUCUGGAGGGCAGCCAUCUUAGAUUGUCUGCUGACAUGACUCCCAAAGCCAACAAAGGUGGCGCCGCAGACGACAGAGAAGAUCCUCUAAGAGUAACACCUCCCAUGGAUGUAUCACACGCUGGUGACAUCACUCUCAUUAGGGUACAACCACCGGACGAGGCAGUAGACGAUGCUGUUAACAGAGAUGGUCACACUCGAGAUAAGAGUAAAGUAUCUGACAACUACACCAAGAAAAGCAGUCGACAUGUGGUCUCAGAAGUGUCGUCCGGGGAUAGACGAGAACGAAAGAGCGGGGGCAAUAAAGUGACGAACGUGAAGCGCCACAGCUCUAGCCGGAGCACAGGUUCAGAGGGCAGCACCCUCCGUAGGAUACGACGACGAGGGAUGCACCACAGUAGCACCGCCACGCAGACCCCUCCAGGCUCUCAUUCAGAGCUUCGUAACUGUACAAUACCUCCAGACAACAAACGCGGCUCUUACAAGAGCCAUGAGGGUCCCGUUGGCGACCACCGGGGCCACGAAGACACUCACCGAAAAGAUCUAACAGGAAGUAUCCCUGGUGCGUCACUCCUCCUGAAACUGGUGUUGCCACGGGACAAGCGCACCAGCAGACAUUCCGGAGGCUCUCCUUCUCGUGAGGUGCCGCCCCCCGCCCCUUUACCAACACCUGUUCGAGCCCCGGCUUCUCCACCCCUACCCUGGUUCUGGUCUCCUCUCCGCCAUAUGGAUGGUGGAAACCUUCCACAGCCUCACCUGCCGCUGCCGAGAACACUGCCGCCACAACCAGUGCCCGGCUGCCCAGGGAUGGCUGCAGGCGGCGGAGAGGCUGAGGCAUUAAGGCUGAUGCCCUUUCUUCCGGAGGACGUCGUACCAUUCCCACCGAGGGCAGCACCGCCAGUGCCUCGCCAGAUACAAGGUGAUCAAAUGAGCAUCUCCAGCCUCAACAGCAGCCUCGCAGGACACACUUACGAGCAGGUGAACUUCGUUAUUGAACCUCCCAUAUCGGAAUACAGGGAAAAUGAGUAUGAACUAAGUAAAACGAUAGAUGAAAUGAACACUCAUCAUAUUGAUAAGGAGGACAAUCCCACUGAUGAUUCUGGUCCCAUGUCCUGGCGGCCCAGUGAUCACCCAGAGCCGGAGAUAAACGACGGAGGGACGACGAGACGCACCUCCUCCCGGAGAAAACGGAAAAAAUCGCGAUGUGCAGCGACAAUUACAGACGAUUCCCUGGUGAGCAACCUGCACCCCAAGUUCCUGUACAGCCAGGGUGUGGACGGGGUGGGGCGGCGGAUGUCUCUGGUGGAGGAGGGACGUCCAACACUGGCAGUGUUUCCCCCACAUUCCCCACCCUACACAUACACCUACUAUGGCCGGCGGCGGUCCACAGCCACCUGCAGCAACACCAGCAGCCUGGUCGGCGAGAGACACAUUGUGACACUGGAAAAACCCAUCACUCUUAUUUCUGAGACGAGAUUAGAACUGGGCAGUCGAUCAGUAUCUGCUUCGCCUCCGUCUGUGCAGCAGUCGAGCAGUCUUGAGGAGAGCCUGAUCGAGCCUCCAGCAGCACCCGUCACACUAGCAGACAGCAGGGACGCGCUCUUCAUACAUCGGCUACUAAACCUGGUCAACCAGGACGGCGCGCACAACGGCGCCCCUGACUCUGAUGCUUCAGGUCCGCGUCACAGAAAUCGCCGGCGGGGCGUCUACGUCCCCGUGGACACGGAAUCUGACACGGGCGUGACAUCCGAGCCCGAGCCCAGCAGAGAGCCUCAGACGACCUCCAGCCCAGAGUGCCAUCUUCAAGGGGAGAGACUGAGCUCGAGCGGGAGCACGCAGUCGUUGUCUGGUCAGGACAAGGGCUUGUGCCCGCUUCACGGCACCAGUAUACCCUACCAGGUCGGCUUGGCACCGGCGCUACAGCGGAGACGGUUUCGUCGGGCGUCCCUCCCGGCUCAAGUUUCGCCCGAACCACGACCUUCAUUUUUCCAACGUCUGCGGCGGUCGCUCCGAAGGAGCCGGAAUAUUGAGCCACUCAUAGCCGAGUUGCCGAGCCCUCUGGAGCUGAUGAGCCAGACUGUGGACGCUGCGCCCUCUCCAGCCUCUGCGGAGCCACGCCCACUCCCAGGGGUCACCUGCUCUUGUCCGGACCCUGUACAAGACUUCCGUCGCUUCCGGCCACGGAUUGGCUCAGAGGUGACGGUGAUGAGUAGCGACGAGGAGGACAGAACACAGCGACCUCCCACUCCACAGGAUGGUUGCGAGCGCUGGCGCGUGGAGGGCGAGGUGUGCCGCCUGCAGGAGGCCCUGGGCCAGCGUCUGGGCACUGCGGCCAUGAUGGUGAGGCGACGGGACCACCGCCUCCACACCAUCAACACCAUAGAGAAGACCAUCCAGCGCCUCCAGCAGGAUACGCUACGCAACAACUACAACAAUAUCCAGGAACACCAGAGGUCCUCCUCGCCCACGCCACACCCGUCCGACAUCAUGGACGCCGUGAACGCUAACCAGCUCCAAGAUGAUGAUGCCACAACAGACGACAUCAGUGAGAUCCGUGAAAUGGACUCGCUUCAGUCUGACACCCUCCACUCCAAUGAGGGAGAUGCCCAAACCAAAGGGAGACCUCCUCUCACUAGUCAAGAUUCUAAUGAGAUAGAGUCUCCAACUGACACUCUGCUGCAACAGCACCAGUUUCCCACUGGAAUAAUGCCUCCAGCCAUUGAAGCAGUGCUAAGGGGUACCUGGCCUUUUGAGAAAGCUCUGUGGCACUCUAGUCCAGCUUCAAUGGGGAUGCCAUAUAAAAAUAACAAUCAGGAGGUACCAGGGAUUAUGGCAACUUCAAGUGUAACAAACAGACGUGCCCAGAGUACUCAGCAACUCCUUACAAACAAGGUGGAGAUGGUGUAUGGUCUCCUUUCCAUGUUUUCCUCGGGUGACCGUGAUGACAUGAGCCGCACACUUCUGGCUAUGUCUUCGUCCCCCGACUCUUGUGUUGCCAUGAGGCAGUCUGGCUGCCUACCCUUACUAAUUCAGCUGCUUCAUGGCGGUGACGGAGAUAUUGCACCUACGAGAGAGACCCGGCUCAGAGCUGCACAAGCCCUCCACAACAUUGUCCAUUCCCACCCGGACGACAAGAGGGGACGAAGAGAAGCCAGAGUGUUAAGAUUACUAGAACAAAUUCGGGAUUACUCGGACUAUCUUUAUGAACGAUUGGAACGAACAAGUGCGGGUCGUGGUCCACUUUUAGAAGAUGACAUGGACCGGCAUCCAUGUCCCGCCAUGGCUGCCUUAAUGAAGCUUUCAUUUGAUGAGGAUCAUCGUCAUGCUAUGUGCACACUAGGUGGACUACAUGCUAUAGCGGAACUCAUCAGACGAGAUCAUGAUGGUCAUGGCUCCACUACUUCAGAUCAGUAUUGCAUAACUUUACGAAGAUAUGCAGGAAUGGCAUUAACCAACCUAACAUUUGGAGAUGGCACAAACAAGGCUCUACUGUGCUCCUUCCGGUCCUUCAUGAGGGCACUUGUAUCCCAGCUCCAUUCUCCUAGUGAAGAUCUUAGACAGGUAACUGCCAGUGUACUGCGCAAUCUGUCAUGGAGAGCAGAUGGAGCAAGCAAAGCAAGUCUAAGGGACGUAGGAGCAGUUGCAAUUCUGAUGCAGGCUGCCCUCUCUGCACGGAAAGAAUCUACACUCAAGGUUAUUUUGUCUGCAGUAUGGAAUCUUUCUGCACACUGCAGCAUUAACAAGGCUGAAAUAUGUGCAGUGGAUGGAGCUCUAGCAUUUAUCUGCAGCACACUUACCUACAAGUCACAGUCCAAAACCCUAGCCAUUGUAGAGAAUGGAGGUGGAAUACUCAGGAAUAUUUCUAGUCAUAUUGCUGUCAGAGAAGAUCUUAGGCAAGUACUGAGGGAACACAGUACACUGAACACAUUAUUAGGGCAGCUACGUUCACCAAGUUUAACAGUGGUGAGCAAUGCCUGUGGAACACUGUGGAACCUCUCAGCAAGGUGUAGUCAAGACCAGCGGAUGUUGUGGGAACUUGGCGCCGUUCCCAUGUUGCGAUCACUGAUUAACUCAAAGCAUAAAAUGAUAUCUAUGGGGUCUAGUGCUGCUCUGAAGAAUUUACUGCAAGCACGGCCUGAGGGAAUGUCUUUGACAGACCCUCGUCAUGGCAUGGGUCUGCCAUCCUUACAAGCACGUAAACAGAAAGCUCUUGAACAGGAAUUAGACCCCUCACUCUCCGAGACAUGUGAUAACAUUGAGACUUCACCACGUUCCUCACCAACUCAUCCUCAAGGUACUGACCCUCAUUUUUAUGGUCAGCCAGGUGAUGCUUCACAGUACUAUCCUGGUACUAGACCUAUGUUCCAUUCAUUAGGAACACAAUAUAAUAAUGUACUAAGAUCUGAAAGCAGGGACUCUAUAUCUUCAACCCACUCCGAUAAUUCGCAUGACCGAAUGAGGCAGUUAUUAAUGCGGCAUCAUCAAAGUGCUCGUGAAGGCAUUGGGGAGAACGGUAGACCUCUAGAUUUGUCACUAAGAUCUAUGGCUCCUCCAUCACAUUGUGUACCAGAUAUUGCACAUAUGAGUCAAGAAGAAUUACAAAGACACUUGGAAUCCAAAGAAUUUAAUGGAAGUGCUGAUGAGAUUUUUGCUUCACGUGUAAGGAACAUGAAAGAUGUAUAUGGUCGUCCAUCAAGUGAAUCGAUGCCUUUUAGUGAUGGCAUUGCUGGUAGUGCUAAUGGUAACCGAAAUGGGUCAUUCCAUGCCUCAGGUCCACAACCUCCAUACAGUCCCCGUAGGAGGUCAUCAAAUACAAGUGAGGAUGAAAGAAGUGGGACUGGAAGAAAUUUUGUUAACGGCAAGCAACAACAACAACCUCAUAAUGAAGCUCAUUAUAAUUAUUACAGCAAGUAUGUGAACUACAGUCGAAAUCUAGCAGAAGUAGACAUCGAAAACGAUGCCCAAGAUGAGCCACUCAAUUAUAGCCUCAAGUGUGGAGCAGGAACAACAAUGAAAACUCCAACAAAUGAAUCAAUGGCUAACAUGUCACAGAGUACUGAAAGACCAGUACCUCAAAUUGAUAAUUAUGUGGUAGAAAGAAGAGAGACGCGAAAAACUGAAUCGCAUCCGGAGUCAGAGAGAGAUCCAGAGAGCUUCACUGGUUACACGGAAACAGACCUUGACCAGCCUACGAACUUCAGUCUAAGGGUGCGUUCUUACAGGUAUUCCGAGGAACGUGAUAGUGAUGAAGCUGCCUUGUACCGGCGCCCUCCCAAGCCUCCUCAAGAACCCACUUCUCAGUUCUUUGAGCCCUCCAUACAUGAUGACUCGAUCAAGACCUACUACACUGAAGGUACUCCUUAUGAAACCCCAUACAAUUUUUCCACUGCUACGUCCAUGACAGACCUGCGGGAACCAGCCAUCAAAGAGAUCGAGAGAGAAGGCUCAUCAGCACCUCGUAUUGAUGAAAAGAAGAAGAAAGAAAAGGAAGGUAAGGUUGAAAGCCUAAAAAAGGUAGAAGAUAUAGAUGAUCCCGGGGACACGCUGGAGCCACUCCCAUCCCACAUCGGCCUACCAGUUAAAAGUGGUCUCAGCUCUGGCAUGAUGACCCCAGACAAACCUAUUACAUACUGUGUUGAAGGAACACCUGUUUGUCUUUCAAGAUUCUCAUCAGUUUCUUCAUUAACAAGUGGAGAAAUCAAUGCUAAUAAUGACAGGGAUGGACUUAUGGGAGAGUUGUCAGAAGAUGGGGAACACAAACCUCAAGAUACAAGCAGUGAGGACAAGAAGGCCAGACAGGAGGAGGCCCAAGGAGAGGAAUUAGAGGAUGCUCACAGAGAUGGAAGUCACACGCCUUCAUCCCAACAGCUAGAGAGACCAGAGGGAAAGAGCGUGCACUAUGAGGAAACACCACUCAUGUUCUCUCGGGCCACCUCUGUCUCAUCACUCAGCAGCUUUGAAGUUCAGUCCAUCCAUGAUGACCGAAGCUCUGUUGUCUCCGAUUUCAGUCGAUUUACCAGUGGUGCAAUAUCCCCAAGUGACCUUCCAGACUCCCCAAAUCAUACAGUCCCACCAAGUCCUAAGAGGUCUCGCCCUCCUUCACAACCAUUUAAACCAGCACCGGCCCAAGGUCCCAGAACCAGUACAGGAGUGUUUAGUGAGGCUCCAAGAGCAUGGGUAGAGGAAGGCACUCCAGUUGAAUUCUCUCGAGCCACUUCCUUAUCAUCCCUUACAAUUGAUGAUGAUCUACCCUUAAUGGAUGAUGGUGUCCCAAGGGUGUACACUUCUCAUCCUUCAAAGGACCGGUUAAGAGGAGACGGCAAAGACAGCAGUGACACAACUGGUAGCGAGGCUUCACGUACUACAUCUCGUGGAUCCCAGAGAGGGAUUCCUCUACCUUCUUCUAAUAUUCCAAGACUCCAUGGACAGGAACAUGAGGAUCUGAAUGCGUCAGCUCGAGAAGUAGACCAAAUUGACGGUGGUAGAGAGAGUUCAGAAGAAUUGGGACGAGUUAGGUCACGUGAACACUCUCAGAACAGGUCAAGUACUCACUCUGACUCUGAGAGUGAAGACCUAUUGGCCGAAUGUAUCAGCUCAGGCAUGCCAGACAACAUACGGCGGAAGAAGCAGCAGUACAGUGAUCGAGGAACAUCUCGUAUUGCCCAACCAAGUAGUCGUGUACGCGGCUCGGGCAUUCCAGUUGUAAAGGCCUCCAACCUGCCUACCCAGAUACCAAGUGGCCCCGCCCACAGCCAUGCCCAACAGGGUGUUGGUGGUGGGGUGUGGGGGGGUGACACCCUUCGCACAUACUGCACGGAAGACACACCUGCCAGCAUCUCUCAUGCUGCUUCCAUAUCUGACCUUUCCCAAAUCUCCAUCCCGGGUGAGGAGCCUACAAAGGAACGACAUCCCUCGGGUCUGCGACCUAGUCUUAACGACUCGGGUGAUAACUCGUCAGAUAAUGACAAUCUUUUGGAGCAGUGUAUCCAGUCUGGAAUGCCCAAGGCUCGUCCAGGUGUUAAAGUGAAAGAAGUAAAGCUGAGUGUGAAACGUCAUGGGUCUGGCCAUUUAUGUUCUCAUGGAGCACCAACUGCAGCAGUUCCUCCCUUGGCCUCACCUCGGCACUCUCCUCAUCACCGCCCUGUUCCAGUGGCUAGGGUCACUCCUGCUGUCAAAGUGGGAGGAGCUCGAGUUUCUCCACGCCCUCCACCUGCCCUGGAUGAAACCUCCAGUGAUCAAAUGCGUAUGUGGGCCAUAGAAGGUACUCCAGCAACCUUCUCCCGUGCAGAUUCGCUCUCGUCACUUAGUUGUGAUGAUGAGGCCAACAGAGCCAGUCGAGAUCCAAGCCCAAGGACACCAGUAUCCCCAAGAUCCCGAACCCCACAGUCCCCACAGCCACAAACACAAUCUCCACGUCCGAGAACACCACAGUCUCCACAUAUGCAAAGGUCUAGAAAAUCGCAGAUGCAGCGUAGGGGACAGGAAGUAGAUGGGGAAAAUGAGGUGCCUCGGCAGUUUGCUGUUGAGGGCACUCCAGGUGUAAUAUCUCGACACUCUUCUCUUAGCUCAAUUGAAGGUGGAGAUGAAAGUGUUGUUAUACAGGCACCUAGUGCACCACAAGCAGGCAGUGUUCGAAACUAUGGAGUGGAAGAUACACCAGUGUGCUUUUCUAGAAAUUCAUCAUUAAGUUCUCUUUCGGUUGAUUCUUUUGGAGAAGAGACAACCCCAACUGAACAAGCAUUACUUCAGCAGUGCAUUAGUCAAGGUAUGCCUAAAAGUAAAUCAGAUCUUGAAAGUCGGCGCCGACGUCGAGGCGGUUCUCGAAUCCCUGCUCCCUCUUCACGAUCACCAGCACGUCUUGUACCAGGUGUUCCCAUGCAGCGACUUACACUGUGUAGAGAUGAACAUACUACUACUACUACUCCAAAAAACGUGGGGGCGAUGGCGGCAGCUGUGGACGAUGUGGACACAGACGCCGUCAUGCCCAUGCCAGAUGCAGAGAGUUCCAAGCUACACACAGAUUCAGAACAGAACGAGAAGAAUGAGCGUGUAACUAAGCAUGAAGAAAGUGAAGUGGAAUAUAAGGAGGAAGAGGAGGAGGAGGAGGAUGAGGAGGAUGAAAGUGCCACAGAACAUUCAGAGGCAGCAACUACAGCAGAACUUGGCCAUCCUAGAAGUGAGGUGACAAGUGAAGGGAGUGGUGCCACAGUUGUAACUCAUCCACUGGCAAAAGAAGAAAAAUCACCUGAAGAACACGAACCACGUGUCAGUGAUGGAUCGGGAGAGGGUAUUGGAUCAUCUCCUGAAGACAAGCAUUCUUGGGUUGAACAUAGAAAUUCUGCAGAUAAAUCAUCUCCCUCUGAAGGUAGAGGCUCAGAUACAUCUGUGACAGCCUCAAUGUCAGAGUCAGGCUUGUUAGCUAUAGAAGCAAUGAAAGUGGCUAGGGCUGUUGCAAGUGAAGCUAAACUUCUAAGUAGUGAUGAAACAUCCCAUAUGUCACAUAGUGUAACUAGUGCUGCCUCUGAUGCUUACCUUGAUAAUAUAAAACCUCCAUCAGCAAUGGGAAGCUUAGCUUCAAUGUCAAAUAGUCUGACAAAUAGUACAGAGGAACCGCGAGGUGCUCGUUCCAAUAACCGCCGUCUGGAAUGUCGUCACACUCGUCGAGUGCCAGAAAUGGUUCGCCGUGCUCUUGGGGAUCAAGAUUAUGGUUCCACUGAGAAUAUGGCAAGCAUGGCUAGUUCCUGUCACUCAAAUGUAGACAAUAUCCCACCUCCUUCUAUGCUAGAUGAUGAUAUGGAAAAUUCCAUGAUUAGUGUUGCAUCUAUUACAUCUGAAGUAGCAGAACAAAGAGAAUCUCCACCAUCACCUCCAGCAGAUCACACUGCACAAGUAGCUGCUCCAGCACGCCAGCUAGCAGCUAUUUUCCAGAGGGAGGCUCUGAAUGCUGCUUCAACACUCACUCUAACUGGUGGGGAUGAAGCUUCAACUUACCAGGAAAUCACAGAUAUAACAGAACAUGAAGAGACCGUUGGUCCUGCAAGUGACACAGAAAUGGCUGCUGAUGAUUUACCAUCUGAUAUUCCUGAUUUACCGCAAGAUGGGUUUUCUUCACUUUGUGGAUCUGCACAUGCUUCACCUAAUAGACAGGGUACACCACGUUCUCGCAGACACAUGGCGAAAGACCGAUUCCGUACUUUCACUCGAGGUGAUGGAGAUGUUUCUUCUGAUGCUGCUACUUCUCAGGACACAGACCCAACAUUAGUUGAAACCCUUCCCUCAUCACCACUGGUGGGACGCACUCCUAAGCAGCGACGUCAAGAAGAUGCUGAACGUUUCAGAACUCGAACAAUAUCAGAGAGCACUGGGCAACAAAAUAUUUCCACUGAUACCGCUCCUUCUACAGAUGAAAAAGACAAAGUCAGUCCUCGAAAAUCACCCAAAGAUCGUCGCCAGCAAGACCCCAGUCGUUUCCAAACACAUACUAUCAGUGAAGUGCAGGUUUCACCAGAGGCAACACCUGAAGCAGCUGCUAUAAAAAUUGAAAACGAUGAAACAUCGCCCUCUUCACCAUCAAAGCUGCAGGGCAGGCAGUCAUUUAGGCAAAGACGGCAAGAAGACAGAGAGCGAUAUCAGACCCGUACCAUAGAUGUACCAUUGGCAGAUAUUACACCUGAACCAACAACUGAAGACGAAGGUAAUAAGGAAGAGGAUGGCGCAUUAGUUGAUUUUCAGGAUAGUAAUGAAAUGCUUGAUUUAACAGCUGAACAACUUGAGGCUUUACAGCAGGAUGCUAAUAUUGUCAUAUGUACACUGAAUGAAACUCGGGAAGCAAUGACUAGUGAAUCUUCAGAUCUUCUUAGUGAAGAAAAUAUAUUAGAUAUUGAAACUCUUAGCUUAAUUUCAAAUGAAGAUGAAUCAGAGAUGAGAAAUUUUCUUAGGGACUUUGAUGACGCUCCACCUGAUAAAAGUAGUAGUGAUGAAGAGGAUGAGGAGGAAGAAAGGCAAGUUAUACGACGUCCACGGAUUGUAAAGCCUGGUGAGGAGCCUGCACGUGUACAAGAAGAAGAAGAACCUGCUGGAAAAGCCAUCAGAGGUCGCAGAAAACCAUUAUAUUCUAGUGGCAAAAAAUAUAAUGCUAUACCGACUAAACCUACUUCAAAUUCUACUGCAAACCCAGUAAGAACAAUUCCAGUAAGGCCAAUGCCUGCCCGUCCUAACUCUGCAUCCCCAGUAAAACCAUCUUCCCCAAAACUUCCUCGGGCAACAAGAGCAUCUGCAUUACGCCAUACUUCAAACCUUCAAAAAGGGGGUAGCAGUGGAGAGGACAGUCCAACAGGAAGAGUAACAGGAUCCUCAGCUGGUAGCAGUGCAGGAUCCAGCCCUCGUUUGGGUCCAGGGUCCCGUAACAAUAUUGUUCGACCAGCUCGAUCAAAAUCUCUAGCAAGACCUGGUCCUGAACCUCCUAGACCUUUGCAUCGUCAAAAUACAUUUACAAAAGAUGACAGUGAUACACCACAAAGUCCAGAACACAAUAUUCCAGCUGAAACUAAAAGAUCUAUCCCCUCUACUAGAGGGCUUUCCAAACCGAGGUUAAGGCGAGAUAUUGUGCAACCUAGUCCUUCUGUCACACAACCAUCCAUGGGCGUUCGCACUGGUAUACCAAAAAGUGGCAGUCAAGAUUUAAGUCCAACUAGAGGUCGACCUCCACAACAUAAAUCAACUAGCUUGACACGUGAUGCUCGCCCACCUACUUCCUCUGAUUUGGCCGAGUGGCGUAAUGAUAUUCCUAAAAAGACAAAUGUGAAAAAGGAGGUUACAAGUCGAAUUGCUAAUUUGUGGAAGAAAGUGGAACGUGCACAAGCUAAACCCAAGGAGAAAGAAAAAGACACUCGUUUGUGGAUACAGCGUCCUAAAUCAGCUGCGAAGGAAUCCUCACCUCAACCCCUGGUACGUAGCUCUACCUAUGAAAAGCUUCCUGUUAAUGGAGGGAAUAGUGGAAAUGGUGAUAAUGGAAAAGGCAGAACUCGUUUAGGACUCAAACUAGCUAAAUUAAGGGGCCGAGAUACUCGGUCUUCACCUCCUUCAGAAGCCACUACUCCAGUUGAUCCUCGACCUCACUGUCUGGUAAGCCCAACACGUUCUCGAAUAGCUGGAGUGAGUGGCCGAUUUUCAGAAACGGUGCAACUUCGCCAACGACCAGCUACCCAUCCUCCAGGUGUGCAUGUAGGUCAGUUGGAAGAAGAUAGUGAAGCUCGGGCAAAACGACUGUCUCGCCUUGGUUCUUUCAUUGUAGUGGAAGAGGAUGGGCGAGUACGGUCUCCACCACAGUCUGCUAUUGUUCCUCCAUUCAAUUAUCAGCCACCUGUUACACCAAAAGUACGAUCUGCUGUUGCCACACGUAUACCUCAGCCUUCCAAAUCAUUACUUUCCAAUGCACCUUGUGGCCGUGAUGACAAUGGAAAUGCUGCUGACCCAUCAGUAGUAACAGGAACAUGGCGACCCUGACCCAACCCCCCGCGCCAGACAAAUCAAGCCCAGGAUCCCCAAAUACCAAUGGGGCGCGGGGGUGGGGGGCACCAGAGACGUUGGGCCAGAAGGCCUGUGUGAUCCUAAAUAAUUUAUGUUCUCUAAUUUACCAAACACGUGUUUAUGUUCCACAUAGCCAUAUAAUGUUGUAUGUAGGAGAUGGAUACUCAGUAUAGGUAGUUACUGGUGGUUGUUGUAAGCACCAUUUACUACCAUGAUGCCCUUGUAAGGGUUUCCAAAGUGGGCCCAGGUAGGCUGUACCCAUCACGCCACAUGCAAGGCCAGACUCGUAAGCUGUUCCUAUUUGUAUAUACUCUGUCCUAUUAUACACAUUUUAGUCAAGCAUUUCUAUUUUUUAAAAGUGCUUAUUCAUAGAAGAUUUAUUUUCUCAGUAUUUUAGUGCAUUUUCUUGUGCAUAUAGUGUUUGAUUCUCUGUUGUCCAUUGCCACUUGUUUCUGAAUAUGGAAUAGUUCUCGAGCCUGACAUUUGCCUUAACCAGAUUCAUGGUCGUGUUCAGUAUCUGAAGGAAAACCGGUAGAUGACCAGAGUACACAAUACAAGCCCAAGCCCCUCCUCACCUUGUUUAACCCAUACUGCCGUUAAGCAAGACAUGCGUCCAGGAACGUACCCUUUGAGAAAGUAGCCUGGAAAGUCAUCUCGUGGGUUAGUAGGUACAGCAUUACAAGAACAAUAUACGAUGCAUUUAUGAGUUUUCAUUUUCUUCCUCUAUCAUCGGUUAACAGAUAGAGGUACUGUUCUUUGAUUUUUGUGGUCUUAAAUUUUAAUAAAUUAUUUAUUCAGUAUUAGAAUUUUGUAUAUAGAAUUCCUUUUUUAUACACUUAUCAUGCCUUGUAUUUUUCAUUAUUUUUAAUAAAGAAGAUUUAAUUUUGUCAUCGCCCAUUUCAUCUCCCAUGUUGCAAAGUAAUUGGAAAUCAUUCACAGUACAGCCAUAAAUAUGAAGCUAUUCUAAUGUAUGAAGUUCAGUGAUGCUAGCUUUUGCCAUGCUUUUUGCUAAGAGUGUGCACCUUAUAUCUAAUAAUAAUAUACAGUAUACUUAUUCUCAAAUCAUUAAAUAAUUCAUGGACUUGUCAUGGUUAGCUUUUUCAUAAAAUCAUGUUAUGAAACCGAUUACCGAGUCUUGGGUUUGAAUCAUGUUGACUCAAACACUGGGCUUCUGUUUCAAGGGUUCAAUAUAGAAAUGCAACUAGUUCACUGCACAUAUCCUACAUAUUGUAGUACCACAUCUGUUACGUGACAGCUUGAGAUCCUGCAUUGUUAACUUUUUUUAAUAGAUAACCCUUAAUUUUUUGCCAAUUUUUACCAGUAUAUUUUUUGUUGCAAUAAUACCAGUUAUCAAAAUUAACAAUCAAGAAUUUUAUUAAAUUCAUGAAAUAUGUUCAAUGAUUAAUUUUUUCAACCAAUUGUGAUGAAGUCUUCCAUCAUUUUGUAAACCAUGUUCAAUGAACUCUGGGGUAAAUAUUGAUGAAAACAGCUUAACAUUGCAAAAUAUGUAACGGAUAAUUAUUAGUGUCUAGUCACGUGUCAAGAUUAUGUUCACAUAGAGUAUAAUAACUUAAGGUCUAUUGUUUAGUUAAAUGACAUACUUAUAUUGAUAACUGAGCAGGUAAUGUUAUAUGUGCCAUAAUAGUAUUGUAUGUUAUUUAAAAAUUGAAACUUAUGUUUGACAAUGGUUAGAAACUCAAUUGGUUACUUGCCAAUAUUUCUAUAGUAGUGUCAGUAAUAGUAGCAAGCGAUCAUUAUUAACUGUACAUAGAUUUUUUAAUUUUUUUUUUAGGGCCUGGUGCAACAUGUUCAUUAUAUUUAAAAUUUUUAGAUUUUCUGCUUCAGACAUUUCACAGAUCUGAUGAAUGGGACUUGUGUCAAGUUUCUGAUAUACAGUAUAUUAUUUACAACUAAAUUUAUUCUAUGGCUAUUAUUAGUAUGUAUAUUAUAAAGUCUUAAUUGUGUAUAUUCCAGAUCAAGAUAUAACUAGUUCACGAUUUAUGCAAUCCUGGGAAAGGAAAGGUCCUUAUGACUUAGAACUUAGCUACUUUCCCUUUUCUUCAGGAAAUACUUAAUGUUGAUACUCUCAUACUGAUAAUGUACUUCAUACACAUGAAUUAGUUAAUGAGCUAAACAUUGCCAAUAUUAACUCCUGUAACAGCGUAUUUUAUAUAUUAUAUUUACAGUAUAUAUAAAAAUGAAAUGGUUAAACACAAGUAACAUUAGAAAAAUGUUGUUGAACAUGUUAUGGCUGUACUGAGGAUGCUUCUUAGGGUCAUGUGUGGACACAUUAAGUAUAGUAGUGGGAAUAAAGGUGUGAUAAAAAGAUAGCAGACGAUUGAGCCAAAAAAAAAAAAAAUGUGCAAUGCGUUCUGCAGGGCCGUCUACAUUAGUAUACUAAUGUGAUACAGGUACAUGCAGAGCACAAAUUCUCCCCAGAUUAUUAGUCAAAACUACACAUGCUUUGUUAAACUUAAUUGUUAGCAUGUCAUUUUCAAUAAUAUUUUGACUAUUUAGUAUUCAAGCUGAUUUGCAUAAUUUUAUGGUUGUAAAUCUGCAAAAUUUUAUUAGCUGGUCUGGCAUGUAUGUUAAUGUGUAUUAACUAACUCACCCUACAAACAUUGACAAAGAAGAGCUAUUCAAAAGACAAUUUUGAAUUGACGUUCGGUUCUCUGAUAAAUUUCCAAAGUGGUUAUUAUUAAGCUAAUUUUUUGUAAGGUCAAAUUCUAAAGUGUGUCUGGUGGUCUGGGGAGGUCGUUGCAGCUGCCACAUCGUCAGGGUCGUCUAGAGUAGUUACUCCAGACUGGACUGCUGGAAGAGUGGGGGCAACAGACCUUGUCUGUUAAUUAAAAGCUAUGGCCAAGUCUAUAUUUACAAAAUAUGUUUCAGUGUCAAAUACUGUUACUGAUCAGUUUAUCUCCUUCCAUUGCUUUGAUUGAGUUCAAAGAGUAAUGUUUGUCUUGUGUGCAACGUAUGUCCCAUAAUAACUUUUGCUUUUCGUAAUGUAUCUUCACUGUACCACCAUUUCCAUUACCUUCAUUUAACCAUAAUUAACAUUCAUAUGAUAGUUUUCAGUUCUAUGUUCCCUUUAGUGUUAGAUUCAGUGUGAAUGAUCUUAUAAACUAAGCGUUUCUCAUGGACCAGUAGGUAUAAUGGUAUCAGGUAAAGUGCUAACAUAUUUUAAUCUUUUAAUUUUUGACUAGUUGUAUAAAGUACACUGACGGCAUGUCUGCUGGUGGUGGCAAGGGAGAGGUGGUAGCGAGGCUUGUCCGUGGGUGAUGGGUACAGUAAACUCACUCUCCUCCUCGUCCCUGAAUGCAAUAUCCAACUCUUCCUCAUUAUCAUAUGGUUUAAUAUAGUAUUAUGAUAAAAUUAAAUACUUGUAUGUA
Procambarus clarkii (red swamp crayfish) is the source of this 15860-nucleotide messenger RNA. The record is from RefSeq and is a predicted model, not a curated record. NCBI's taxonomy places the organism in Eukaryota, Metazoa, Arthropoda, Malacostraca, Decapoda, Cambaridae.